GUUUGCUAUUUCCGAGCUGGCUGGGAGGAUCCCAGUCGCAGCAGCCGCAGGCAGCAGCGCGGCAUCGUUGGGUACCAUCGUCACCGCGCUCUCACCGGCAUCCUCUGCCCUUCCCGCUCGGCGACUCGGCCCCACCGGGGCUGCCUGCCCUGCCUUGCCUUGCCUUGCCUUGCCUUGCCUUGCCCUGCCUGCCCUGCCACCCCACCGGCAUCCCACCGCAUCCCGGCAGCCCCCCGGCACGGCCAGGAGCUCAGCCCCACCGGCCAUGGAGCUGCUUUCUACCCCCAAAAAUAUCGAGAUCAACAACAUCACUUGCGAUUCUUUCCGCAUCUCCUGGGCCAUGGAGAAGGGGGACCUGGAGAGGGUCACCCACUACUUCAUCGACCUCAACAAGAAGGAGAACAAGAACUCCAACAAGUUCAAGCAUCGGGACGUCCCCACCAAACUGGUGGCCAAGGCGGUGCCGCUGCCCAUGACGGUGCGGGGACACUGGUUCCUGAGCCCCCGCACCGAGUACAGCGUGGCGGUGCAGACGGCGGUGAAGCAAAGCGACGGAGAGUACUUGGUGUCCGGUUGGAGCGAGACGGUGGAGUUUUGCACCGGGGACUACGCCAAGGAGCACCUGGCCCAGCUGCAGGAGAAAGCCGAGCUGAUCGCCGGCCGCAUGCUGCGUUUCUCCGUCUUCUACCGCAACCAACACAAGGAGUAUUUCCAGCACGUCAGGAUGCACUGCGGGAACGUGAUGAAACCGUCGCUGAAGGACAACAGCGGCAGCCACGGUUCGCCCACCAGCGGCAUGCUGCACGGCAUCUUCUUCAGCUGCAACACCGAAUUCAACACCGGGCAGCCCCCCCAGGACUCGCCCUACGGUCGUUACCGUUUCCAGAUCCCGGCUCAGCGCCUCUUCAACCCCAACACCAACCUCUACUUCGCGGACUUCUACUGCAUGUACACCGCCUACCACUACGUCGUCCUGGUCCUGGCACCCAAGGGUUCCUCGGGGGACCUCUUCUGCCGGGAGCGUCUACCCCAACUGGACAUUUCUUCCAACAAGUUCCUGACGUGCUGCGUGGAGGAAGGCGAGCUGGUGUACCGCCAUGCCCAGGACAGCAUCCUGGAGGUCAUAUACACCGAGCCGGUGGACCUCAGCCUCGGCGUGCUGGGGGAGAUCAGCGGGCACCAGCUGAUGAGCCUCUCCACCGCCAACGCCAAAAAGGACCCCAGCUGCAAGACGUGCAACAUCAGCGUGGGGCGUUAAGGGUGGGAUGCGGGCAGGGCCGGGGAGGGGGACGGGUGCCCGCCGCGGGGGCUUCUCCCACGGACGCUGCUGGGUGGAGGACCCGGAUGGGUGCGGGGGACCCGGCCGGUGUAAAUAGCGGCGUUGCCUGUACCCCCUGCCCGCUCGGGGAAGGAGCCGGUGGGAUGCUCGCCCAGCACGGAGGCAGAGCCCAUGCCGCUCUGUGCCCCGAGGGAGGAAGCCUUCAUCUCCUGGACUGGCUGACAGCAUCAUCCUCGCUGACGUGAGCCCCGCGCUCUGCCCUCCGCCGCGCAGCCGCUGCGGGACCCCCUUCCCCUCCGGCAUCCCCCGCAUCCCCCCGGCCCCCCGCUCCAAGGCUCGCCCCCCCACCCCCGCCGGCGACACGGCUCCCGGGGAGCCCCGGCCCUGCCAACCGGGACUGGGGCUCCCCGGCCACCCCAGGGGGGUUUGGCGGAGAGGCUGGAAGCACCCCCCCCCCCCCAGGUUUUGAACUGCUCCCAGGGAUGGAGGGGUGCUCGGGCAGGGACCCCCCGCUCCCGCCGGCGCCGCUUCGGGGCUGCAGUCGUGGUGCGCGUGUCCGCAGUGGUGUGGGGGACGCCGUGGCAUCCCCCCUGUGUCGUGCAGCGCUGUGCCGUGUUCGCUCUCUGCUCUAGCCGUCGCUGUGCCGCCCGAAUCCCCGGCCCCAGGAGGCAGCCGGAGGAGCCGGGGUGGGGGAGCGGACCUAACACCCCCCCCCCAACCCCAUCUCCCCCCUCCGCCGCCCCCCGCAUGAGCCGUCGGCAGCAUGGCGCUUGCGUGCCAGCCCCCGUGGGCUGCCCGCUUCCCAUUUCUGUGUAUCCGAUGCACGCUGUAACGGUAGAAGAGAACAACCCCCCCCCAGUCUGUCGUCCCC
Harpia harpyja (harpy eagle) is the source of this 2150-nucleotide messenger RNA. It is a transcript of the gene PHYHIP, whose product is annotated as phytanoyl-CoA 2-hydroxylase interacting protein. The record is from RefSeq and is a predicted model, not a curated record. Lineage: Eukaryota; Metazoa; Chordata; Aves; Accipitriformes; Accipitridae. The transcript has 5 exons. Gene Ontology annotation, molecular function: protein binding. Gene Ontology annotation, cellular component: cytoplasm. The coding region runs from base 266 to 1258 and encodes 330 amino acids.